Molecule: messenger RNA, 201 nt
Organism: Schistosoma margrebowiei
Lineage: Eukaryota; Metazoa; Platyhelminthes; Trematoda; Strigeidida; Schistosomatidae
Source: the annotation of a GenBank genome assembly
AUGAUGAUCUUGGGCUUUAAAUGUUUAUUAAACCAAACAUUAAAAUUAUCCCUUACAAGUUACACUAGGUUAUCUAACCAGUCAGCUAACUAUGAAUUUACUCAUAGUGAUAAUAGUAACUAUCACCAUAAUGGUAGUAGUAGUAGUAGUAGUAGUAGUAGUAGUAGUAGUAGUAGUAAUGAUGGUGGUGGUAGUAGCUAG